AUGAAUAAUAAGGCAGAACCAUCGACUGAGCGACACUCGACGACAUACUUUGGUAAUCGCAAGCGGGAGAAGAGAAUUGCUGUCACAAGACUGGCGUAUGAUCGUUUGCACGACGUAACUCCCUUCGAUCCGAGUAAACCGCGAUGUGAUCGCACGAAGCCACAUUUCAUUUGGGCGGAGAUACACGAGGAGAACAAACGUCACGUCGUGCCAAUGACUGCUAAUCACUGGUACGGUCGACCGAAUAGAGUCCAAAUCGAUUAUCCCGACGUGAAAUUUGCUCGAUCGAACAAAACUAGAGAGUUCUACAGUCGGCAUCUCAUCUUAUUUUGA
Molecule: messenger RNA, 333 nt
Organism: Acromyrmex echinatior (Panamanian leafcutter ant)
Lineage: Eukaryota; Metazoa; Arthropoda; Insecta; Hymenoptera; Formicidae
Source: RefSeq, a predicted model, not a curated record